Messenger RNA from Odocoileus virginianus texanus, 957 nucleotides. Its product is annotated as olfactory receptor 2L2-like. Gene Ontology annotation, cellular component: plasma membrane. The record is from RefSeq and is a predicted model, not a curated record. Lineage: Eukaryota; Metazoa; Chordata; Mammalia; Artiodactyla; Cervidae. Gene Ontology annotation, molecular function: G protein-coupled receptor activity; olfactory receptor activity. Gene Ontology annotation, biological process: G protein-coupled receptor signaling pathway; detection of chemical stimulus involved in sensory perception of smell.
AUGGAAAACUAUAAUCAAACAUCAAAUGAUUUCAUUUUAUUGGGGUUGUUCCCCUCAUCAAGAUUUGGCAUAUUUCUUUUCAUUCUUAUUUUUCUCAUUUUCCUAAUUGCUCUGUUUGGCAACCUCUUUAUGAUCCUUCUCAUCUUUCUGGACACCCAUCUUCACAUACCCAUGUAUUUCCUUCUUAGUCAGCUCUCCUUCAUUGACCUAAAUUACAUCUCUACCAUUGUUCCCAAAAUGGCCUACAAUUUUCUCUUUGCAGACAAGUCUAUCUCCUUCAUUGGAUGUGGGAUUCAGAGCUUUUUCUUCUUGACUUUAGGAGGUGCAGAAACAUUGCUCUUGACGUUUAUGGCUUAUGAUCGUUAUGUAGCCAUUUGCUUCCCUCUUCACUAUCCCAUAAAAAUCAGCAGAAAGGUCUGUAUGUUGAUGAUAAUAGGAUCUUGGGUAAUGGGCUCUAUUAAUUCCUGUGCCCAUACCACAUAUGCCUUUCGUAUCCCUUAUUGCAAAUCCAGGGCCAUCAAUCAUUUCUUCUGUGAUGUUCCAGCCAUGUUGACUCUGGCCUGCAUGGACACCAGGAUCUAUGAGUAUACCGUGUUUAUGAGUACCAUCUUCUUCCUUUUAUUGCCUUUCAUUGGUAUUGCAUGUUCCUAUGGUCGUGUUCUCUUUGCCGUUUAUUACAUGCACUCAACCAAAGGGAGGAAGAAAGCUUAUUCGACCUGCAGCACCCACCUUACUGUGGUGACUUUCUACUAUAUGCCCUUUGCUUACACUUAUCUCCGCCCAAGAUCCUUUCGUACUCCAACCGAGGACAAGGCUCUGGCUGUCUUCUACACCAUCUUGACCCCAAUGCUCAACCCAGUUAUCUAUAGCUUGAGAAACAAAGAGGUGAUUGGAGCACUGAGAAGACUAAUUCAUAGAUUCUGCUCUGUGAAAUUGUCAACAAAUAUUGUGGCAUGA